Penicillium verhagenii is the source of this 744-nucleotide messenger RNA. RefSeq lists its product as uncharacterized. The transcript has a single exon. NCBI's taxonomy places the organism in Eukaryota, Fungi, Ascomycota, Eurotiomycetes, Eurotiales, Aspergillaceae. The record is from RefSeq and is a predicted model, not a curated record. Bases 1 to 744 code for a protein of 247 amino acids.
AUGGCUGACUCUAAUCUAUUCAAAGCAACCUAUAAAUACGGUGAGGCUGAAGCAGCAGGAGAAAAAUGGCAAAAAUGGCUAGACGACCCAAGCGACGACUCAUGCAUUAUAACGCCCAUCCGCCUUUCAAUGUCAAUGCUGCGAUUCAAUUAUGGUUGGUACAUUUUCAAUGGAAGUUUCCCCCUAGACAUCAAUGAUGCUUCCCGCUACUACCCACCCAGCAAUCUCAAGCUCAUGCUCCGAUCUCGUCAUCUUUCAACCGGGCGCAAAUACACCCGAGUAGUCCUUAGGCAACGACGCCGGUCGUCAAAGUCAGGCUGCGGCACAACACGAAAUGAUUACGUUCUACAAACAGGACCAGGCGUGAUCUGCGCCCUGGACAGCCGUCGUAUCGACGGACCUCAUUGGUCUGACAUUGCUAUCGCCACAUACCGAAAGUACGAGACUGAGGAUCUCCGGUAUGUAUUUCGAGUUAAUGUGAAUAACCCUGUGACCACGGCGACUGUUUGUGAUAUCUACCUCCAAAAUGGCCUUCCGGCGCCCGAUGCACGGUGCCGGGCUUGGUGUCAUGGUACGCCGGAGUAUCAGGCAAUCUUAUCAACGCCAAAUGCUAGAGGGGUUUCAGCUUUGGUUUUGGGAGGAUUCGAGCGAGGAACGAAAUGGAUUCCGACUAUCAUCACCUGGGCUGACACGACUUACGCCUGUUCGUAUCUUCAGAUUGUCUUUGUCAUUCGUCCUAGGUAA